CAACGCACAGCCUGUUGUGCGUGCUACGUCACGGUACGACGUGACGUAUGUUCAAGUGGACGUCCCUGCUGCGUCAUUUGCGCGCCGCCUCGUUGCCGAUGCACUUCUUCUCCCGUAAGCCUAAAGAUAGAUGUUUCGAUUUCAGUCCCUGGAUGAAGACUGUACGUUGGAGGAAGAAGACGAAGGAUUGAUAGAUGAUGAAGAUGAAAUCGAUCAGUUCAAUGAUGACACCUUUGGAGCUGGGGCCAUUGAUGACGACUGGCAGGAGGAACACAAACGGCUCGCCGAGCUCGAUGAGCUGGGGGCCGGGCCGGGGUUGGGAGGGGGCUGUGUAGGAGGAGAGUCAAAUGUAGGGAGACCGGAGGAUUCCCCUUCCUCCCAUCUCCUUUCCUCUGUGGCCUACCUCCCUCCUCCAGCUUCCCUUUCUUCCCUCGGCUUUCCCUCCUCUUCAUCUGGAGGGCCCCCAUCAGAUGUGGAGGAGCGAGGAGGAGGUGGAGGUGACCUGGCUGAGUCCCUGGCCAGGCUCAUCCUGGACGCCGACCCGGCCAUUGCUGGGGUCGGGGCGGCUGAGAGGCCCAGUUUGUCUUCCGGCUCUUUAGGACCCGGCCUGACUGCGCUACAGGGAUUGGAUCGAAACAGAGUUCUACCACAGUCCUCCUCCAUCCCACAUCCAAGUCAGACACAUCAGCAUACACACCCCCAUCACCAGCUGCCCCCUGGCCCCUCCACAUCAGGCCCUCCAUCCUCAUCCAUGCUCAGCUACCAACAGCAGCAGCACCUGCUGCGCAGAGGGACUGCUCCUGUGAGCCAGAUGAACUCUCACAGUAUCUGGGAGAACAGUAUGGGUUUCGGGCCAGUCAGUGUCACCCCAGCACUGGGUACACAUGUGGAGGAUAGUCCACUAAUGUCAGUAAUCAAAGACGUGGGCCUUCCCAAACGGACGCCUCAUGUUAGGAAUGAUGAAGGACGGGAUUUGUCUGAGAGGGUUCCACCUCCUCGAUCCUCCUCACCUGUGAUCGGAUCCCCUCCCGUGAGGGUGGUGCCAAUUGGGACCCCGCCCAAACAACCAAUGAGUCAUGCCCUGAAUCAUCAGAUCCACCAUCCCACAGCGGUCCAUGUGAGAGCCCCGGUCCAGCACAGAUACCCCUCUCCUUUCCCUGAGCGUCUGUCACCCAACACCCUCCUCAAUAUAGCUAACUCUCCACUGUAUCGUGGUCCGUUCCCUCCCGGAGUUGGUCCAGUACUGUCUCAGAUUCAACGGGCCCAGCUCCUCAACUCUCAGGUGGCAGGUUUUCCACGCGGUGGUCCGACACCUGCUUUGUUGUCAGGUGGUGGAGGCUUCCGGCCUUUCUUCGGUGCACCUCCGCAUCCACACGCUCACCGCAUGGUCCCACCACCUCCCCACGGCCCCCCCAACCACGCGCCCCCGGUGCGGCACCAUACAAUGCACCUGCAUCCCCAGCACCGCCGCAUGCUAACCCAGCGUAUGCAGAGCCGAGGAGGGGACCGUAGCAGGCCUGGAUGCGACCGGCGUAGCCGGGAUCCCUAUAGUAAUUUGAUGACCCAGAAGGAGAAGGAAUGGGUAACGAAGAUCCAGAUGAUGCAGCUCCAAAGUACUGACCCUUACCUGGACGACUACUACUAUCAGAACUACUAUGAAAAGAUGGAGAAACGUCAGGAAAAAGAGCAAAGCAGCAGCAAGAAGGAGCACACCACCAAGCUCAUCACUCCACAGGUGGCCAAGGUGGAGCACACCUACCGACCAGUGCAGUUUGCUGGGUCAUUGGGUAAACUGACCGUCUCCAGCGUCAACAACCCGCGCAAGAUGAUCGACGCUGUGGUGACAACUCGCACUGAUGACGAGGAGAAACGAGAGAAGCAGGUGUGGAACAAGAGGCGACAGAUUCUCUACACUGUGGAGAAGAUCUAUAGUUUGCUGCUGGAGGUCCAGGACUUCGAGAAGCGUUUUGUUCUGGCAUCAGAGGAGGACAGGGAGGCUCUGCUGGAGCAGCAUAAAACCAACACUGUGCAGCUGUGCAACUCUCUGCUGGAGAAGGACUGGGACGACGGGGUGUGUGAUGAACGGUGUGUGAUGAUCAUGUCUGUGAGGAAGGGCAAACGCCUUAUCUCCAGGCUCCUACCCUUCCUGCCCCAAGCUCAGGCUGCUGCUGUUGUCAUGGCAAUUGCCCGCAAGCUUCCAGCCUUGGCCAAGAAGGACAAGCAGGACCAGGUCCUGUGCUGGCUGGUGGAGCCCGUGUCUGCGGUGAUCCAGUCUCUGUCCAGCUCUGCGCUCACAGACUUGCUGCAGGAGCUCCAGGGCAGUGAGGGUCAACUGGCCACAGUCCUGCACAACAAGUUUGGUGUGACACUGUUGUAUCUGAUCCUGAGUGAAGGCGAGAGGAUGCAGAGCUCUGACCCCAACUGUCAACUCAUGGAAGACAAUCGAUGGACUGAGUUGGUGUUUUCAGUGACCAGGGAGUUGCUCAAUGUUCCCCCCUCGUCUCUCUCCCCUCCCCUCUUCACCCCCCCCAACCUGCUCUCCCUUUUCUCACGAUACGUGGAUCGGCAGAGGCUCGAGCAGUUACAGGACAAGCUACAGAUCUCUGCUUUGUCCAGGUAGAAGCUACUACAGACAUGAACACAACCCUCCCCCCUCACUGCACACCAUGGUGCGUGUGUGUGUGCGUGCGUGCGUGUGCAUAGCUGUAUCUGUGUGCAGAUGCUCUGUUAAAGUGAAACCAUGGUGGAUUGUUUUAAUCCGGCAGAAUCUUUAGUCUGUCGUUUUCUUUGUGUUUAAGUGUGUGUGUGUGUGUGUGUGAGUGUGUGUGAGAGAGAGACAAUGACCGAGUGCUUGAGCGGGUAUGGCUGAUCAAAAUUAAAUCUGCAUUUUUAAUAUCUUGUUUACGAUUAUGCCUGUGAUGAACCUUCAAAUUAAAAGUAUUUCUAUUAUAUAAAAA
Messenger RNA from Betta splendens (Siamese fighting fish), 2957 nucleotides. RefSeq names its product PAT1 homolog 1, processing body mRNA decay factor (gene patl1). Gene Ontology annotation, molecular function: RNA binding. The coding region runs from base 131 to 2620 and encodes 829 amino acids. NCBI's taxonomy places the organism in Eukaryota, Metazoa, Chordata, Actinopteri, Anabantiformes, Osphronemidae. Gene Ontology annotation, biological process: deadenylation-dependent decapping of nuclear-transcribed mRNA; P-body assembly. The transcript has 20 exons. The record is from RefSeq and is a predicted model, not a curated record. Gene Ontology annotation, cellular component: P-body.